AUGUAUCUAGGCCGUCCAGCACCCUCAUCUUCUGCUGCGUCAUUUUGCGCCUUCGCAAAGAAUACCAUUCACUCCUCAAUCGACACUGCAGCAGACACUGCUCGCCUCGUGUUCAGCUUCGAGUCAUUACUCGUUGUCUCUCUACUCGCCUUCCUUGUCCUUGGAGUCGCUUUCUUCAUGCUCCUUUGGUCGCUUGUCACUGAAGAGGAGGAGGACAACCACUACUACCGACACGCCGAAUCUGGCGUCUACCACCAAUAUACCGGGGAUGACCGCUGGGUCUCUGUCCCCGUCAUUCUCAUGCCCCGCUCAACACCAUCGAGAAGGAAACACGAUGAAAAACACCAUCGACACUAA
Molecule: messenger RNA, 357 nt
Organism: Mycena indigotica
Lineage: Eukaryota; Fungi; Basidiomycota; Agaricomycetes; Agaricales; Mycenaceae
Exons: 1
Coding region: 1-357 (118 amino acids)
Source: RefSeq, a predicted model, not a curated record